Molecule: messenger RNA, 1340 nt
Organism: Hyaloscypha bicolor E
Lineage: Eukaryota; Fungi; Ascomycota; Leotiomycetes; Helotiales; Hyaloscyphaceae
Exons: 3
Coding region: 85-1026 (313 amino acids)
Source: RefSeq, a predicted model, not a curated record
CUCGAGGCACAUGCUAGCACAACAAGUAGUGGCACGGGGAGCAGUGCAGCAAGUCAGCACGGCGGGGAGACUCCCAGCGGGCGAAUGCGCGUUGAAUCGACCGCAUCUGCUGGACAAUGGAAUACCAAUGAUGGAGGCGCCUCGCCGCAAUUCGCGAGCGCUCCAAAGCUGUCUCUUGCUCUUGGGGGCCCCAAGAGACAGAACUCACCAAGCACAACAUCACCGACGGUGCUUCCUGGCUAUCGCGAGUCGAUCUACGGCACACCCCAGCAAUCAACACCGUGGAGGGAUAAUUCACUUGACGAUAGCUUGGCCUCCCUUCAGCAGCUUAGCCGUCAAGCAAGUGGCGAACGCCGGCCCAGCUAUACCAGGUCUCCAUCCGACAAGCUGAACCUCACGGGCUCUGUCCAGCACGCGCACCGGACUGGCCACAGCAACCGUCCUCCUUUGCUGACGUCCGAGUCAACGUCGACGAACAGCACUGCCUCUUCGUCGGCAUAUUUCACUCCCCGGACACCAAUGGAACCGCCUCUUGAACGGGCUCUGUCAAUUCCGGCGCUGUAUCCUCAAAAAUCAAACGGCAGUUUCGAACACCAACUUCCCCCCAUCAGGCCACCAUCUUUAUCUCCUCGAUCGACGUAUGGCGCUCAGCAAUCCCCGAACGCUGUUGUUUUGGUUGUUGAAAGUGCUGAUUCGUUGCUAGGUAUUCAUCCUCUGAUGGAUUUUCCCUCAUCAAUGGCACCACUCCGUAGCUACAGCGCAACAGCUCCGCAAAAUGUUCCUCAUGAUGCGCAAUCUGAUGCUAGACACCGGGACUUAAUGUCCUCGAGUUGCGCAGAUGACAACAUCCUGGAUCCAGUCAGCGCACUGCUACGGGCGGGAGAAAUAGUGAAUCAAAAUAGCAGAGACCGCUCAGUAUACGCAAGACAAGGUCUUUGGGAAGAACAUACUUGUCAACGGUGUUUUGGAAUAGGAGAGAUCAUCUUGGGUGGCGCGAAUUGUGCAUUUGGCGCUUGGAGUUUAUGAAUGGAGGUUCGCGCAACGGCAUGAUUGAAUGAUGAUUCCCCAGACUUGUUACCACCCUCUCCAGCGUUUUGGGACCAUUGGACAGCAGUAAUUUGCGCUGCAUGUAUGGAUUGGAAGUGCUUACCGCCCCCGUGGAAGAGGUUACGAAAGACAAGAAUGAAAGCAUUUAUCGGUUCACAAGCAUCAAGAUUUCUUUGCGACUCGUUAAGUGCGUGACGGAAUUGUAGAUGUAGAGGUGGGGAGUCGGGCUUCGCUCCGACAGCAACCUUUUAAUACUCACAAGCAAUGCUGGGAAUUGAUGUUUGCGGGAUGAG